Molecule: messenger RNA, 432 nt
Organism: Botrytis porri
Lineage: Eukaryota; Fungi; Ascomycota; Leotiomycetes; Helotiales; Sclerotiniaceae
Exons: 1
Coding region: 1-432 (143 amino acids)
Source: RefSeq, a predicted model, not a curated record
AUGUCCGAGAGCUCAGACAGUGACAGGUGCCAUCAGCAGAGGAAAAUCUUCGAAUUUGCGCGACAAACGCCGAUCUACACCAUCACCUGUGAGGAAGGAAAGAAAAGGGAUUUUAAGCUCUCCAAGACUUUCCGAUUUGAGAACGGGGCAUUCCUUAAGUGGAAACGGCGACGUCUUUUUUCGGAAGCGACAUCGUGCAAAAACAUCAAGAAAGGAAUAGCAGAUGAGUCGAUUUCAAUAACCUCAAAAUAUCCAUCUCUAUCUCCACCUUCAAGCUCGCUUGAUGCUCGGAGGACAGAUAAAGAUACGGAGCAGGAAACAUCCGUUUCGGUGUAUUCGGCACUCCAAAGUAGUUUGAUAUUGGAAGCAAGGGCAUAUAUCUCUCCAAUUUGCGAUUUCGCGCGACAAACGCAGGGGCUGGGGUUACAUUGA